AUGGCGGAAAGCUGGCCAUCUCGACCUAGUCUCGUUCUCGUAACUGGUGCUACCGGUUUUAUCGGAGCGCAUAUUGUGGAUAGUCUGCUGUCUCGCGGCCUCAAAGUUCGCGGUACCACACGCUCAGUGCAAAAGGGAGAGCAAAUGAGGAGUGCUCGGCCUCAAUAUGCCUCUCAGCUUGAAUUCGUCCAAAUAGGCGAUAUAGCAACCAUUGGUACAUUUGACAAUAUCAUGGAUGGGGUAGACGCUGUGAUACAUACCGCAUCACCAGUCACGUACGAUGUUCAAGACAACGAAAAAGAGAUCAUCACGCCUUCGAUCAAUGGCGUCAAGUCUAUCCUUCAAGCCUGCAACCUUUCUGGAAGUAAAGUGCGUCGACUAGUACUUACUUCAUCAUUCGCAGCCGUCGUUGAUGUCACCAAAAACAACACUUUUGGCCCGGAUUUUACUUAUACAGCCUCGCAUUGGAACCCGCUCACAUGGGAAGAAUCAGUCGACCCAGCAACAUCAGCGGUCGUUGCGUAUCGAGGCGGGAAAAAAUUCGGAGAACUUGAAGCCUGGGAUUUUGUAGCUCGCGAGAAGACUUUCGACCUAGUUACUUUCUGUCCUCCCAUGGUUUUUGGGCCAGUGGUGCAUCCUCUAUCAGACCCCUCGCAACUGAAUGACUCAAACACGAACCUCUGGAAGAUUGCUCAGGGCGCAGAUCCUCUUCCGUCAGCUCGCGUUCCAGGAUAUGUCCAUGUUGAAAACCUAGCAGACGCACAUGUUGAAGCGUUGCUAAGGCCUGAAGCAGGCGGGAAGCGUUAUCUUGCGGCGGAUAGUGAGCCCUUUACCUACGAGAUGGCAGCCGACAUUAUCAAAGAAGAGUUUCCUUGGGCACGGGAAAUCGUUACCAAGGAUUACGACAGUGGUAAAGAGCCAGUGGCGAAAUAUCACAUAGAUGGAGCGAGAUUAACUACAGAGCUUGGAGUCAAGUACACACCAUUCAGAGAAGCGGUCGUCGAUCUGGUUCAACAGAUGUAUGAGCUUUCAAAAGCCAACUAA
This is a messenger RNA of Talaromyces rugulosus, 1044 nucleotides long. RefSeq lists its product as uncharacterized. The coding region runs from base 1 to 1044 and encodes 347 amino acids. Gene Ontology annotation, biological process: steroid biosynthetic process. NCBI's taxonomy places the organism in Eukaryota, Fungi, Ascomycota, Eurotiomycetes, Eurotiales, Trichocomaceae. The record is from RefSeq and is a predicted model, not a curated record. Gene Ontology annotation, molecular function: 3-beta-hydroxy-Delta5-steroid dehydrogenase (NAD+) activity. The transcript is spliced from 3 exons.